AUGGCGACCGUCGUGGCCGGCACCUACGAGCGGUUCGUCUUCGGCUACCAGCUCGACGGUCUGCCCGGCAGCAGCGGCGGCGGCGGCGGGGCGCCCGAGGUGGUUCGCUCCUUCACCCUCGACGCGCACCUCAGCUCUUGCAAGAGCGUCGCCGCGCAGGGCGGGUUCAUCGCGUCGGGCGGCGCCGAUGACCUCAUCAGGGUGUGGCAUCACAACCCGGACGGAGGUCUCGCGGACAUCGGCACGCUGAGCGGCCACGAGGGCAACGUGUCAUGCAUGCAGUUUCACGGCUCGGAUCCCACCAGGGAGCCCACCCGACUGGUGAGCGGUUCCGUCGACGGGAACAUCAUAAUCUGGUCCGUGGGGCAGUGGGACGCUCUCAAGACCAUGAAGGCGCACCGCGGCGGGGUCCACGCGCUGUCCGUGCACAGGAGCGGCCUGGUCGCCAUGUCCGCGGGGGCUGACUCGCACAUCGCCAUGUGGGACAUGAAAAAGGGACGAGUCGCUCACAAGACAAAGCUCAAGACCAAGCCCGAGCUCCUGGCCUUCACCCCGAGCGGUAAUUCCUACGCGUCCGUGGCGGGGACCAGAUUGACGAUCACGAGCGCGGAGACCGGCACCGUCUCUGGCGUUUUCGACGCGCCAAAGCGGGUGAUGUGCAUGGCGCAGGCUGGCGACGAUACCCUGGCGUGCCUCGGGUUGGAAGGCGGCGACGUCUUCGGCUACGACUCGAGGGCUCCCCCGACCAAACCCGCGUUCACGAUCACGAAGGCCCACCCCACGCGGGUGAAGUGCAUGGUGUUCCCCGUGGACGACGCCGAGCGCGGGCCCGUCAUGGGGGGCCCCGGCGGCGGGCCCGUGUGCCUCGUCACCGGCUCGUCCGAGGGGACCGUCCGUCUCUGGGACCUUCGCGCGGUGGGCGCGAGCGGCGGCGCGGCGGCGAGGGCGCGGGACAUGGGCGUGGACGACGCGAGGGACGAGCCGCUGGCAGAGGCGACGGGCGGUGGUAGGUUCACGUGCAUGGCGGUCAUGCCCACGCAGCUGCCGAAGACCGUCGUGGAGGCCAUCGGCGCCGAGAAGGACCGAGACCCGGCGGAGAUGAAGAAGAAACGGAAGGAAAUGAAGCUGAGGCAGGCAGAGAAGGCGAGGGAGAGGGCAAACGCGACACAACCCGCCCGCCAGCCACAGCAGAAGCAGCGGCAGCAGCAGCAGAAGCCGAAACAGCAGCAGAAACAGCAGAAACAUCAACAGAAGCGGGUCGAAAAACCAGACGACGACGACGAAGGCUUCGAAGUUGUCGCCGGUGACGAUGACGACGACGAGCCUCCCCGCGUCGCCAAGACCGCGGGUCCCGCGAAGAAACGCAAGGUGAAGGAAGCCUCCGGUGUGGGCGAAGAUGGGCCUCUCGUCCCCCGCAAGGCUGGGUUUAAGACUGGGAAGAAGUCUGGUGGGGGCGGGGUUGGUGGUAAAUCGUACGAGGAGAUUGCCACGGCGGCGAGACGGAAGGGAAGCGGCGUGAAGAAGGGCAAACCGUCGCGGGGCUUCGGCAAACCUUCCCGGGAUUGA
This is a messenger RNA of Micromonas commoda, 1566 nucleotides long. RefSeq lists its product with no specific name. Lineage: Eukaryota; Viridiplantae; Chlorophyta; Mamiellophyceae; Mamiellales; Mamiellaceae. The record is from RefSeq and is a predicted model, not a curated record. Bases 1 to 1566 code for a protein of 521 amino acids. Gene Ontology annotation, molecular function: protein binding. The transcript has a single exon.